This is a messenger RNA of Pseudonaja textilis, 876 nucleotides long. NCBI's taxonomy places the organism in Eukaryota, Metazoa, Chordata, Lepidosauria, Squamata, Elapidae. The record is from RefSeq and is a predicted model, not a curated record.
AUGGCUCACAGUGCCUCUUCUUGCCAUUCUGCUCCAUUGACCGAAAGUCCUUUUGCAAAUCCAGGACAGACUUCGGAUGGGUGUGAACCAGUCUCUCAGUACACCCCAAAAACCACGUCACAAGACCCAGAAGGAAACGGAUCCCAUGUUGCUUCGCCUAGGUCUACUGAGAAGUUCUGGAGAAGAACGAGGAAGGACAACGUCCUAGAAGGAAGAACCACCAGAUGGGCUGGAAGACAUCAACUUUGCCAGGAGUACUACAAAGAAACCGAGGCACCCCGAGAACUUUGCAGUCGGUUACACCAUCUUUAUCGUCGAUGGCUGAAGCCAGAGAAACACACAAAAACUCAGAUGUUGGACUUGGUGGUCCUGGAGCAGUUCCUGGCCAUCCUGCCUUCAGAGAUGGAGAGGUGGGUGCGGGAGUGUGGAGCAGAGACCAGUUCCCAGGCGGUGGCCCUCGCAGAAGGCUUCCUCCUGAGCCAAGUAGAGGAAAAGAAGCUGGCAGAAAUGCAGGUUCAGGAUCCCUUCAUGGAAGUGGGUGCAAAAAAUCCCGGAGCACAAAGAGACGUGGCAUCUCCCUCUCAGGAACUGGCCAUUGGAGGGAUCUCCCAAGAGGAUCCAGCUCAGAUCACAUCCGAAGGGAACGGAGCAACCCUGAGGGUUAUUGAAAAAACGCCUCUGCUUUGUGGUGGAACCGAAAUUGCUGUGGUCAUUCCAACUCAGAAUCGUAUGUCAUUUGAAGAUAUAGCCGUAUUCUUUUCGGAAGAGGAGUGGGCCCUGCUGAAUCCUGACCAAAAAUUGCUGUACAGGGAGAUCAUGUUGGAAAAUACAAGGAACAUUACCUGCCUAGGUAAGAGUUCUUUUUCUACUUUUCUG